Molecule: messenger RNA, 631 nt
Organism: Spodoptera littoralis (African cotton leafworm)
Lineage: Eukaryota; Metazoa; Arthropoda; Insecta; Lepidoptera; Noctuidae
Source: the annotation of a GenBank genome assembly
AUGCCAUACAGGGUCAAAUGUAAAUUCUGUGCUAAUAUUGAUAAUUUUUGGCAGACUAAAACAGAUAGGGCUAUGGAGCGCAGUAUCUUAGGAGUUCGACUAUCGGACAGAAUUAGGAACACCACGCUGCGCUCCACAAUUAAAAUCAUUGGCGUUGGCCAUAAAGCCGCAGGCUUCAAGUGGAACUGGGCUGGUCAUGUCUGCCGCAUGUCAGACGAGCACUGGGCAAAACUUACUACUGAGUGGAGCCCACUCAACGUCUGGGACUACGCAUGCAACGUCACGAUGAGAGGACACAAACAGAAGAUCGGUGAAGACGAGCACCUACAGUUUGAUCCCUUCAAAGUGAAACUCCGUGUCGGUCAGUCUUCCAUCUACUUAACCAACUUGUUCGACGGCGAUCCAGUCCUGGGACCCGCCACCAACAGGGUCAUCAACGAAAACUCACAAGUCUUCCUACAAGAAAUCAGUCCGGUCCUAGAAAAGAGCCUUGCGGACCUCUUCACAGAAAUGGCUAAUAAAAUAACAUCGAAGUUCACUUACAAAGAAUUAUUCCCGUGAUCCGUGCUCAUAUAGGAGUAUUCAGUAAUUUUAGUUUAUUUGUGAUUUCGUGUACGUCUGUUUUUAUAUU